AGCAUAUCUCUAUCACAAGAGACAAACAUAACAAAAAAAAUACAAGAAUAAAAAAAUGAAAGUUGUCUUGAUCUUUCUCUCUGUUCUCUUCCUCCUCCAAGCAUCCCAAGGAUUUGAUUUCCACGAAAAUGAAUUACAGACCGAAGAGAGCUUAUCGAAGCUCUAUGAAAGGUGGAGAAACCACCACUCUGUAUCAAGAGCCUCCCACGAGUCAAUAAAACGGUUCAACGUUUUUAGACACAAUGUGCUUCAUGUCCACAAGACAAACAAGAAAAACAAACCUUACAAACUCAAGAUCAAUAGAUUCGCCGACAUGACACACCAUGAGUUCAGAAACUCCUACGCUGGCUCUAAUGUUAAGCAUCACCGGAUGCUCCGUGGACCUAAGCGCGGAUCUGGUAGAUUCAUGUAUGAGAAUGUAACCGCUGUUCCAAGUUCUGUUGACUGGAGAGAAAAGGGAGCUGUCACUGAUGUCAAGAAUCAACAAGAUUGUGGAAGUUGCUGGGCAUUUUCUACGGUUGCAGCAGUAGAAGGAAUAAACAAGAUCAGAACAAACAAACUAGUUUCAUUAUCCGAGCAAGAGCUUGUUGAUUGUGACAAUGAAGAGAAUGAAGGCUGUUCAGGAGGUCUUAUGGAACCUGCGUUUGAUUUUAUCAAGAACAAUGGUGGUAUCAAAACUGAAGAGACUUAUCCUUACAUUUCUAACGACGUUGAUCUCUGCAGAGCUAAAUAUAUUGAAGGAGAAACCGUAACGAUUGACGGACACGAGCACGUCCCUGAGAAUGACGAGGAGGCACUUCUCAAAGCUGCUGCUCAUCAGCCUGUCUCUGUAGCCAUUGAUGCUGGGAGCUCUGAUUUCCAGCUUUAUUCUGAGGGUGUGUUCACUGGAGAAUGUGGGACUCAGUUAAACCAUGGAGUGGCGAUUGUCGGGUACGGAGAGACAGAAAGCGGAACAAAAUAUUGGAUAGUGAGAAACUCAUGGGGUCCUGAAUGGGGAGAAGGAGGCUAUGUUAGGAUUGAAAGAGGAAUAUCUGAGAACGAAGGACGUUGCGGUAUAGCAAUGGAGGCUUCUUAUCCCACCAAGCUCUCUUCUAGUUCCUCUGGAGAAACUAAUACUAUUCAUGAGCCAAUAGCUUCUGAUGCUGUUAAAGACGAACUCUAGAGAUUGUGAGUCACAUGAUUCAUUAAAAGAUGGGACGUCAAGAAUUCUUAUAUUGUGGAAGAUAUAUAAUAUGAAUAAUAUGUUGAAUAUCCUACUUUUGAGUUUGUUAUUGCAUGUGUUUUAUAUCUUAUUCCAUGGGUUUUCUUUUCCUUUAAAAUGCCAUGUUGACACUUUCUUUCUUACUUCAUUAUUAUGAUGUACAUUGUGUCGAUUUUCAUGUCCUUGUUACUUGCCAUAUUGA
This is a messenger RNA of Brassica napus (rape), 1403 nucleotides long. Its product is annotated as KDEL-tailed cysteine endopeptidase CEP3. The transcript has 3 exons. The record is from RefSeq and is a predicted model, not a curated record. Gene Ontology annotation, cellular component: lysosome. Lineage: Eukaryota; Viridiplantae; Streptophyta; Magnoliopsida; Brassicales; Brassicaceae. Gene Ontology annotation, molecular function: cysteine-type endopeptidase activity. The coding region runs from base 56 to 1162 and encodes 368 amino acids.